GUAUAUGGAUUUGUGAACUAAUGUGUAAUUACUUUUAUUAACUAUAAGAAAAGUCUCUCUGAAGACGGAAAUAAUAAAACAAUUUAAAAACAUGAUAUUGUCUUUUUUAAUCAUUAUUUUACACCACUGUAAGGAAACCCAAUAUGAGGCGGUAAUAUUAUAAUUCUGCUGUAUCCAUAAAAGAGAAGUUUUCUUAAAAAUGUGUUUCCUAUUCCAUUUCACUUCAUGACGGCUCCAGGGUGCUGAUCAGAAACAAAAGAAAAAGCUGUAAGAAGACGCGUAGCUAAUUACCUGGAUAAAAGGACUCAUCGAUUGGUCAGUUGUUUUUUUUGAGGGGGUGACAAGGCUCUGUUAUUUGGUGUUUUAUACGACAAGAUCUCUACAGUUUGAAAAAACUAGAGGAUGAAUUAUCCUACCAUUCCAGCUCUGCGCUUUAUUGACCUGGACGCCAUCACAAAAUAAUGUGUAGAGAUCCUGUGUGCUGAAAACCCUAAUGUGUGGGGUCAUAGGAUUAUUGAAAUACUAGCUCAGGAUACUCUGAGUCAGAUAAGGCCGUUAGUAUUGGAAAUAAUCUGCUUUGUACUUGGAGCCUACCUUAAUUCACCCCCUGUGGAAAGUGGCGAAGUCUACUACACUAGGCUCUGUGUAUCAAAAUGUUCCCCCUGUGGAGUUCACAUACAAUCUACCCUUUGGGGUAACUGCAGACCCCUUGGGGACAGCCGUCGCCCUCCCCCGGGACACAGAUAACCAGGCAUACACCCCCCUUUUCAAUGCCCCCCUGCAACCGCUCGGGUCUGAAACCUUCCUGCAAAUUCCACCAGAACUGCAGGCCGAUUUUGACACUUACAGUGCCUAUCUGGAUUACUUUGAGUUACAACCAGACAUGCUCAUAUCGAGUCAGACAGACUCAGCCCCUAGUCCUCAGGUCGAGGGUGAACCAUCAGCACAGACUCUUCGUGAGAUUCAGGCCGAUAUAUCACUCCUCACAGAUCCCCUCCUGACGAGAUAUCACCCCGAUCAGUCAAGCUAUUAUCAGGAGGACUCCCACUGCUGCUGCUACUGCCAACUUUAUGGACACACCCACUGAAUAAGCUGGAGGGUCUCAUGUAAAUUGAUGCCGAUGUAACCGACCGGUAUGUUUCUUCAGCUGUGACAAAUGUAUUUCUGAUUUUGGUUUCAUAAACGGUCAAACAUGGAUGAUUUAGCAGAUAGAGAAUUUUCUUUUCUUCAGUCUAUAAACGACAUAAAUGAACUAAGCAGUGAUGAGGAAUUCGUGUAUGGAGAGAUAUGUCAUUUCCUCAGUGUUCGGGCAAUAUCAGUGAGUUAAACGACGAAGAACCUCCCAUCUCAUCACAAACAAACUCAAGCCAUCCCACAACCUUAGAUAGCGCUUUGGAAUGGGUAUUAGCAUACUAUCAAAACUCUGACACUUACCCCGGUCUCGGGCUUUUAAAUCAGCUCGCCGACGGAGUAUGCCAUCUGAAUGGACUAAAUAGCAUAGCUUCAACCAUUGCGGAAUCACCAGUUUCCAUCGUGCAGAAUGGUGGACACGUUAGUGACUCAGAAUCACCAGUUUGCUCAAUGCAAAGUGGUGGACAUGUUGAUCAGAAUGACGCCCCAAAUGUUUCAGAAUCACCACCCCCCUCGUUCCAACAUGGAGGGGGGGCUAACCGAAAUGCCACACCAAGUGUUUUGUCUCUACCUGUAUUCAAUAACACAGAACUGCGUCAGUCUCUAGUCCUACCCCCUCCUAAUAAUGACGAAGCAGACUUUACAUCCUAUUAUGGGGUUCUGAUGAACAAUGUACAGGAUAUGGUAAAUUAUGCUUUUUCACGGGCAGAUAGGGAAGAUAUUGUUCAGGUUGAGCUCCGGGGCGAGCAGCUACAGGCUAAUGUGUCCGCCAUUUUGAAUGCUAAUGAUGAUAAUCUAGCUGAUUUUGAGGAGGCCCUGUUCAAUGCUGUACAGUCAAAUUUGGAGGUAAUGGCAGACAGUAACCUUGAGUUAGUAGUGCAAAUUGUACAAUCCCCCCGUGGCAGUACCCGUGGUGGCGCUAAACGAUUGGCUGGUAAAAUGUUGGACAAUGAGAUAGUUAAAAAGAAGACGCGUUUUCUGUACAGUACGUGGUACAGAAUCCGUCCAACCAGCUGUGUUUUGCUAUUAAUUUAGCACUGUUGUUGCAUGACAACCUCACUGAUAAAGAAGGUUUUGAAUGUGGUAAAGAUAUUCAGAGGAUGGUGGGUUUGACAGAUCAGACAGCUGUGACAUUCAAUGACAUUGUUAAAUUCGAAGAGAGUUUAAAAUGCACGAUUGUGGUAUUUUACAGAGGCGAUAAAGAUCGUACUCACUGUAAAUUCCAGACAGAGGGUCCCAAACGAGACAAAACUGUGUUUUUGUUUCUCUUCAAAAACCACUACUAUGGGAUUAAAAACUUGAAGGGGUUUUUAGGCCCGCCAUAUGUCUGUGAACAUUGUUACACAGGCUACAGCUCUCAAUGGAGUCAUUCCUGUACAGGUCAUUGUUAUGUCUGUCUUGACCCCUCAUGUACUCUGGACGAGUUUAAACCCAUCUUUUGUAAAGACUGUAACAAAACGUGUCGUACGGCUGGCUGUCACUCUCGACAUAAAAAACAGACACAAAGAUCAUCAGACAUUGCCAGUAACCACGAUUUACACAAAAAGUGUGUAGAUUGUCAACUUUCCUACUACACUCCCAAGAGUAGUGCAGAUAAAACACACAAGUGUGCGGUGAAAAAAUGUAAGACAUGCAAGGAAAAAUUACCCUCUGCUUCUACAGCCGAUGGUGAAAAACAUCUGUGUUACAUCAGAGUGUUGCCCAAAGAGACAGAACACAAUGACAACAUUGUGUUUUAUGAUUUUGAAACCAUGGCUGGGGCAGAUGGUGUACAUGCCCCCUUCCUGGUGUCCAUAAAAACCCUUGCGGGUGAAAUUUGGGUCUCGGAGGGCACCGACUGUGCACUGCAGUUUCUGACACACUUUAGGCGUCCAAAGUUAAAAAAUGCAACCUUCAUCGCUCACAAUGCUAAGGGUUUUGACAGCUAUCUAAUUAUCAAUGCAAUGUUAGAACAAGGAUUAAAACCCUCUUUGAUAAUGCAGGGAAGUAAAGUGAUUUAUUUUACUGACCAGGAUUUCGGACAAAAGUACAUAGACUCACUGUCUUAUCUCUCUAUGCGUUUAGCAGCAAUGCCAAAAGCUUUGGGAUUUGAAGAUAAAAUCAAGGGAUACUUCCCACACAGUUUCAGCUCUAAGGCUAAUCUGAGUUAUAUCGGACCUUACCCCCCAGCACACUGUUAUGGUAUUGAACGCAUGACAACUGAUGAAAAAAGUGACUUUUUCACCUGGUAUGAGACGGUACGCACGGGUACUUUUAAUUUUCAAAAGCAGGCACGGCUUUACUGUAAAAAAUGUGGACAUUCUUGCCCAGGGAGCCACUUUAUUUCGGAAAGGGUUUCUCGCAGAGACAGGAGUUGAUCCUUUUAGUCGUGCGACCAUAGCUUCUGCGUGUAUGAAAGUUUUUACCACCAACUUUCUACCACCCAAAACCCUAGCAAUACCACCACCCGACGACUACCGCUAUGAAAACAAGACGUACUCGGACGCAGGUGUUCAAUGGCUAGAGUGGAUAGCCCAAACAGAAGGUGUAUUUAUUCAACAUGCGUUGAACGAAGGAGAAAAACGAGUGGGACGUUUUGUCGUGGAUGGUUUUGCCGAAGUAGCCGGGGGCAAGAUUGUCUGGGAAUUUCUUGGUUGCUUCUAUCACGGGUGUCCAUCUUGCUACAAGGGCCAUGAGAAAAACCCCUUGACAGGUGGCACAUUUGAGCAGCUCCAUGCUGCUAGUGAGGAAAAGCUGCAUGAGCUACAGUCUGUUCACGGGGCCAAAGUGAUCGUUAUGCGUGAGCAUACAUGGGUUGAGAUGAAAAAAUCCAACCAAGAUUUACAGGCUUUCCUCAGGGAAUACAAAGCGCCAGAACCAUUGACCCCCCGCGAUGCUCUAUACGGAGGGAGGACAUGUGCAGUAAAGCUGAGGCACACGACAGCGGCAGAUGAAUUGGUUCAUUAUUGUGAUUUCACUUCACUCUACCCUUUUGUAAACUGUACAGGCCUAUAUCCCCUUGGACACCCCCAGCUCAUAUUCCGAGAUUUCAAAGACCCUCGCAGUUAUUUUGGGUUAAUCAGAGCCACAGUAGACCCUCCCAGGGGUCUUUACUUUCCUGUCCUGCCCUACCGAACUGCGGGGGGUAAGCUAGUGUUCACCCUAUGCCGUACAUGCGCUGAGCUUAACAACCAACAGGGGCCCUGCAUGCACAGCAAAGAGGAAAGAGCAUUAACAGGAGUUUGGGUGACCACAGAAUUCACCAAAGCCCUGGACAUGGGAUACAAGAUGACUCAGAUCACAGAGGUGUGGCAUUUUGAGAAGAAAGUGACAGCAUUUUUGUAGACUAUAUACACACAUUUUUGAAGGGCAAACAAGAAGCAUCAGGUUACCCUUCAGAGGCCACAGAUGAUGAGAGCAGACAAAAGUAUGUGGCAGACUAUCAUGCUAAGCAGGGUAUCUUGCUGGAUGCAGAUAAAAUCAAAUCAAAUCCAGCCAAAAGACAAGUGGCAAAACUAUGUCUCAACAGUUUCUGGGGUAAAUUUGCCCAGAGAAACAACCUGACUCAGACUAAGAUUGUGACCAAAACAGAAGAAUUUCUUAACCUCUUGUUUUCAGCUAAACAUAAGGUUAAGUAUUUCUCAUUCCUCAACGACAGAACGGCUCUUGUUCAGUGGUGCUACGGUGAAAAAUGCUAUUCUCCUCCCAACAAGGUAGAUAACAUAUUCAUUGCAGCAUUUACCACUGCGUAUGCCAGGCUGAAACUGUACAGUGAAUUGGAGAAAUUACAGCACAGAGUCUUCUACUACGACACAGACAGUUUCAUCUAUGUGACGAGACCGGGUGAGACUCCACUGCCCAUGGGGGUUUAUCUGGGGGAUCUGACAGACGAACUGGGGGGCGACACAAUUGCAGAGUUUGUUUCAGCAGGCCCUAAAAGUUAUGCCUAUCAGACCAGAAAUCAAAAAAAGGUUGUGAUGCGUGUGAAAGGCAUUACACAAACGCACGAAUGUUGUGAACGAGUGAACUUUGACAGUCUGACAGAUCUGGUGGAAGGCUACGUUCAAAACUCUGAGAGGGGGAGGUGUCUUCAGGCCCAGCAACACAACAUUGUACGGAAUAA
Messenger RNA from Gymnodraco acuticeps, 5233 nucleotides. RefSeq lists its product as uncharacterized. Gene Ontology annotation, biological process: DNA replication. The transcript is spliced from 5 exons. NCBI's taxonomy places the organism in Eukaryota, Metazoa, Chordata, Actinopteri, Perciformes, Bathydraconidae. The record is from RefSeq and is a predicted model, not a curated record. The coding region runs from base 2232 to 3488 and encodes 418 amino acids. Gene Ontology annotation, molecular function: DNA-directed DNA polymerase activity; nucleotide binding; DNA binding.